Molecule: messenger RNA, 2268 nt
Organism: Myzus persicae (green peach aphid)
Lineage: Eukaryota; Metazoa; Arthropoda; Insecta; Hemiptera; Aphididae
Exons: 2
Coding region: 1-2268 (755 amino acids)
Source: RefSeq, a predicted model, not a curated record
AUGAGUCAAAGGUCAUCUUCAAGAAAUGCAUGCACACGAGAACAACCAAUGACUAGAGCGAAAAGUUCGGAGUCUAAUAGAUGUGGAAGGCCACAAGCUAAUUGCAAAGUUAUUGAACCUAUUCAAGAGGAAUGUGCUGAAAAUAACGAUUCACGAAUAAACGAAGAUCAAUGUUGUCCAUACGAUGAUCAAGAACCAAGGUAUGACCCCAAAGAGCUUCGUGAUGCUGUUAAAAUACUUAAUCCAUUUGUUAGACUAAUUAAAGACACUAAUAAUCCGUAUGCUAGAAUAGUAGCACGAGAGGUAUGCAAAACUUUUUAUCGUUUGUUUCAUCCAAAUAUACACCCCAUAGACGUUAUGAAAACGAUUAAUUGGAGAGCUAAGACUAUAAGAACCCAACAGUUGUGGAAUGAAUUUUGGCUCUACGUCCCCGGGUCGAAAGUUGAAGAAUGGGUAUCGUUACGCGAAUGUAUCAAGAAUGAUAAUCUCAUAGAUUUUAGUGACUAUUGUAAUCCAUGUCAAAUGCAAACUGGAAAUUGCAACUCGCAAGUUGCUGAACAACAAUGCCCUUUAAAUCAAUCACGUAAUGAAAACUGCGUCCAACGGCGUUCCACGCCUCGUCGACGAAAUCGAUGCUAUCAAACUCAGAGAAAUUUCGAACAUAUAAAUUUAGAAGACAUGUGUGAUUUUGUUUCACACCCAAGUUUAUACGACGUUAGUCCUCCAUGUGUGGAUUUCGAUCAUCAAUCCGCUGGUGCUGACAAUCUGCCGUACACUCAUAAUUCUGAAUCAAAAGUUCCAAAAACAACUUCUCCAAGAACUCAUAACCAAAAUAAACAUGAGUUGAAAUUGGACUCAAAACAGCACCGUGAGAAAAUAUCUGGGACCCAGUGUCAGUUGGAACAACUUGACGAAUCGACAAGUAAAAAGUGUCGUAAUGGUUUUGAAGAUGCUAUGAGAAAAAUAAAAAUAAAAAAUUGUACCUCGCAAUGCAAACGUCAAAAUGCAGGAAAUGAUUUUCAUUUGCCUUACAGUAAACCCAGCUGCAGUAAUGGUCAGGCAUGUGCACCUAAGCCUAAUCCUGGAACUGAUGCCGCACAACACGAAUAUUACAGAAUAACUGCGAACACACCGUCCCCUCCACGAUAUCAAAAUAAUACGUCAUGUCGACCUUUGCCAAAAACACCAGUAGAACCAGAGCUUAGAACAAAUGCUCUCCAAUGUUCUUUAACUGGAAACGACGAAGAUUGUAGUGACUCAGAUUCCGUCGACAGUGUAAAAAGUGUACAGCAGAUAGUAUGCAAAUCAAGUUUAGUGGCCAAUGCAUUUACUAAUUUGUCAUUAGCAAAAAAAGACCUUCAAACAAAGACGGAAGCUUUUAAUAUGCUAACACAACAUUAUUUAAAUUUUGCAUCAAACCCAAUAGAAGCAGACCCUCCAUGUGAAAACAGUCCGACUGCCAAGAUGAUCUUGCAAGCUAUCUACAAAAAUCCGCCAAAAAUUAUUAAGCCAUUCAACGAUUGCGAAUGGAACGAUAAUGCUUUUCACGAUAAGGAUUUCAUUCGUUUACUCCCGUUUUAUGAAAGCGUACAUAAUCAAUUAGAAUAUAUUUCGAAAACACAACGAGAUUAUGGUAUAAAUAUGUUAGAUGACAUUAUGUCCACUCUGUAUCAUAUACACUACGAUCUGGGUGAUCCGAGACUUAAAAACGAUAUGCUUCUUGAACACGUCAAACUUAUUACAAGAAAUACUUGGGAAUCAUAUUUUUAUAAAGAUAAAAAAAUGCCUGCUAUACCUGAUAAACCGCUAGUAAGUUAUAGACCAAGUCCACAGAAUACUCCACAACAAUUAUGCCCAAUACAACCAAGACAACAAUCUUGUCCGAGGCAACCUAGUCCAGUACAACGAUCGUGUCCAAGACAAGUUUGUCCGAAACCACCAAACCAGAGGCCACCUAAUGUUAGACAACCAGUUUCGAGUUUAUCAAAUCCUUCAGGACAAUCUAGUGGUGGGCGACCGUGUUCGAGUAAUGCACCGAAGCCUAAUGUCAACAGAAGGCCGGGGGUGACAUGUCCUCAAGAAGCUUGUAAUCCUCCUGCAGAAAAUAAAAGAACUUUUCUACGCAGAAGUCGUCCCAGUGGUGCGCCAAAAGGCUGGGCUCCCAAAUUGAAACAGGCAGAUCGACCGGACACCUUGCCAGCUUUCAAAGCGAAACCGUUACCAAAAUUUGUUCGCGAUAGAUUAAAUAAUCGAAAUGAAGCGUGUUAA